AAAUAGGACAAAAUAGUACAAAUAAGUGCCUGCAAAAGUUUAAUUUACAUCUUUGCUACAUUUAGUUCCUUGUUGUCAAAUGUCUGUUGGUCAACAAGCCGAAAUUUCUGGUAAAGAAAUGUUGUCGCAAAUUUGUAAAUCAAUCAAGGGGAUGUAUAAAUAAAAUAGGACUACAUAUUCAAUAGGAUAGUUUCAAAGGCCUUCUCUGUAGGCGACAGAGAGAAGCAUAUUGGAAUAGUAUCAUUCGGUGGAAUUGUGCUGUGAACAAUCUAAUUUAUCUUUUAAAGGGGAACGUGACAUGGCUUUAAAUAUUAUGGUCUUCCAUUCCAUAUUAUUUUGUUCUAGGCUAUAGGCUACACUCCGUUGUAAAAUAUACCUGCUAAUCGGUGAAAGAAUAUAUCUUUCUUUAAAUGGUUUGUUUUGCUUUGAACAGCAUGAAUAUUAGCCUAAUCGUUGUAAAAUAUUAUAAUAUAUUUUAAAAGGUGCUAUCCCAAAAGCCCGUAAGGCCAUAUAUUUGAUCCUUCAGAGACUGUAAUUUUAACCCGUUAAAUUGUCAAUCGAUGACAUGACAACCGUGUUAAUUGACUGUUUUGAUUGAUAGUAAAAACACAACAAAGUAUAGCUUCGAAUAUCCCCUGUGGCAAACUGACCGAGAGAGCUGGGGUGUAGCUGUCUGCGCGCGCCUUGGCCAAUGGAAGCAUAUCCUCCCUGCAGUGCGCAAGAGCGCAAUUUGGGAUUUAACCAAGUCUGUGCUGAGGGGCUGGCUGUAGUAUUCGACAGAGUCCGUCGGCGUGAGAACACACAAUGGUAGGUUAGUCCUCAAGAUCUUUUGAGACAGACUAUUUACCGCACCUCGAAGCUUUGAUACGAAUUAUGACUGGAGUAUUCGACCGAAGGAUUCAGAGUAUUAAGACAACAGACUUCCAGAACCCUUUUCAGAUUUCCGCCAUGCACCACCCGUCUCAGGAAUCUCCUACACUGCCAGAGUCCACGGCCACGGAUUCUGGCUAUUACAGCCCCGCCGGCGGAGUUCCCCACGGGUAUUGUUCGCCUAAUUCAACUUCUUAUGGGAAACCUCUCAAUGCCUAUCAGUACCAGUACCACGGUGUCAACGGUUCUGCUGGAAACUACCCUGCAAAAUCCUAUCCAGACUACAGUUCCUACACAAGCUCUGCGUAUCACCAGUAUGCAGGAACUUACAGCAGAGUACAGCCACAAGCAAGUCCGCAAGAAAAGGAAGAGGCAGAGCCAGAAGUGAGGAUGGUGAAUGGAAAACCUAAGAAAGUCCGUAAACCGCGAACCAUCUACUCCAGUUUCCAGUUGGCCGCUCUGCAGCGAAGAUUUCAGAACACACAAUACCUCGCGCUGCCAGAAAGAGCUGAGCUCGCCGCGUCCUUAGGACUCACGCAAACACAGGUUAAAAUAUGGUUCCAAAACAAAAGGUCGAAACUGAAGAAAAUCAUGAAGAACGGCGAGUUACCACCAGACCACAGCCCCAGCUCCAGCGACCCCAUGGCCUGCAAUUCUCCGCAGUCCCCCGCCGUGUGGGACACGCAAGGCUCGUCCAGGCCGCACACACAUCAGCCACAGAACAUCAACACGGUGGCAUCUAGCUUUUUGGAAAACUCCGCUUCUUGGUAUUCCUCCACGGCCGGCUCCAUGAAUUCCCACCUUCAAAACCCCAACUCGUUACAGCACUCAUUGGCUCUUGGAGCGGGGACGUUAUAUUGAAACCUGCAUUUAAAAAAAAAAAAAAAAUAUUGUAUGGGACUCGUGUUUAAAUUUCAGAGGAAUAUGCAAUGUAAUUGAUGACAGUCAUAGAAGAAA
This is a messenger RNA of Osmerus eperlanus (European smelt), 1827 nucleotides long. RefSeq names its product distal-less homeobox 5a (gene dlx5a). The record is from RefSeq and is a predicted model, not a curated record. Gene Ontology annotation, biological process: embryo development; anatomical structure formation involved in morphogenesis; regulation of transcription by RNA polymerase II. Bases 874 to 1731 code for a protein of 285 amino acids. Lineage: Eukaryota; Metazoa; Chordata; Actinopteri; Osmeriformes; Osmeridae. The transcript is spliced from 3 exons. Gene Ontology annotation, molecular function: RNA polymerase II cis-regulatory region sequence-specific DNA binding; DNA-binding transcription factor activity, RNA polymerase II-specific.